Messenger RNA from Rhizoctonia solani, 1011 nucleotides. Its product is annotated as sugar phosphate/phosphate translocator. The record is from RefSeq and is a predicted model, not a curated record. Gene Ontology annotation, molecular function: antiporter activity. The transcript is spliced from 8 exons. Gene Ontology annotation, cellular component: Golgi apparatus; trans-Golgi network; endosome. Lineage: Eukaryota; Fungi; Basidiomycota; Agaricomycetes; Cantharellales; Ceratobasidiaceae. Bases 1 to 1011 code for a protein of 336 amino acids.
AUGUCUUCUGAUAAGGACGCCGGUGCCACUGUGCCAGUGAUGGAGAAAAUCGAUCAAGUCGUGCACCCUCUCGUCCCCGAGAGCGAUAAACCUGCCGAAGUCAUCACAACCAAGUCCAAGCCCAAGCUCUCUGCCACUACAAUUAUUCCGAUAUGGAUCGUCCUGAGUUCCUCGGUGAUUAUGUACAACAACUACUUGUAUAAUACUCUCAACUUCAAGUAUCCCGUGUUUUUGGUCACCUUUCAUCUAUUUUUUGCGGCGAUCGGCACACGUGUGUUGCAGCGCACAACGAACCUUCUGGACGGCGCCAAGGACGUCAGCAUGUCCCGUGAUGUUUUUCUCCGUGCCAUCCUACCCAUCGGACUGUUGUUUAGCGGUAGUUUGAUUAUGAGCAAUAAAGCCUACCUCUACCUUAGCGUCUCAUAUAUUCAAAUGCUUAAGGCGUUCACCCCUGUAGCCAUUCUUCUGAUUUCGUUCGCCUUCCGCAUCCAAGAGCCCAAUCGCCGCUUGGUUGCAAUCGUCUGCAUGAUUUCUGGAGGUGUCUCGCUUGCAAGCUACGGAGAACUCAAAUUCGAUAUGUUCGGCUUUAGCAUCCAAGCGCUUGCCGUUGUGUUUGAGGCUUCUCGCUUGGUAAUGAUCCAGCUGCUGCUUCAUGGAAUGAAAAUGGACCCGCUCGUUUCGUUGCAUUAUUAUGCUCCGGUCUGCGCAGCUAUCAAUUUACUCAUUCUUCCCUUUACCGAAGGAUUGGAACCUUUCUACCACCUUGCGGAGCUUGGCCCCCUUAUUCUUUUCUCCAAUGCUGCUGUCGCUUUCCUGCUCAAUGUGGCCGCCGUUUUCUUGAUUGGUGUAGGAAGUGGUCUCGUACUCACCCUUGCUGGUGUCUUUAAGGAUAUCCUUCUGAUUUCGGGCUCGGUACUACUAUUCGGUAAUGAAAUUACACCAUUGCAGGUUUUCGGCUACUCUAUUGCCCUUGGAGGUUUGGUUGCCUUCAAGACUACGGGCGGAAAGUAA